Coffea arabica (coffee) is the source of this 2660-nucleotide messenger RNA. The record is from RefSeq and is a predicted model, not a curated record. NCBI's taxonomy places the organism in Eukaryota, Viridiplantae, Streptophyta, Magnoliopsida, Gentianales, Rubiaceae.
UUCUUCUCUGUUCUGAUCAUUACACAGUAUCAGACACCUGUAAGAGUUGACGACGAUGGAGCAAUUCCGGCAGAUUGGAGAGGUGAUUGGAAGUCUCAAGGCAUUGAUGGUCUUUCAGGAUGACAUACAAAUUAAUCAGCGACAGUGUUGCUUGCUGGUUGACAUGAUGAAUCGUGCUUAUAAAACAAUUGCCAAGGAGAUGCAACAGAACCUGAGAUUUGAAGAGAAGAGUACGAAAUGGAAGGUGCUUGAAAGUCCCUUAAGAGAGCUCCUCAGGAUAAUUAGGGAAGGAGAAAUUUACAUCCGGCAGUGCCUAGAAACGAAGGACUGGUGGGUUAAAGCUAUAAGGCUUUAUCAGAAUUCAGACUGUGUUGAGUUCCAUAUACAUAACCUGCUCUGCUGCAUCCCCAUUGUUAUUGAAGCAAUUGAAAUUGCUGGAGAAAUGUCAGGAUGGGAUCAAGACGAGAUACAAAAGAAGAGACUUCUUUACUCGUUGAAGUAUCGAAAAGACUGUAAAGAUCCCCGAAUCUUUCAGUGGAAGUUUGGUAAUGAAUAUCUAGUUAGCCAAGAUUUCUGCAAUAGGUUACAUUCAGUGUGGGAUGAGGAUAGAUGGGUUCUGUUGAGAAAACUCCAAGAGAUACAAAUUUCUGGUUCAGUAAGUUCAACAAAGCAGGAGCAGCGACUCGCUGAUCUUCUUCUGAAGAACUUAAGUGUGUCAGGACCAGUUGAAGAGAAGCUCCUGCCUUCCUCCACCUUAGUGAGCUCUAAGGAUUACCAGGUCAGGCGGCGGUUAGGAAGUGGAAGCCAGUACAAGGAGAUUCAAUGGUUGGGUGAAAGCUUUGCUCUGAGACACUUUUUUGGGGACAUUGAACCAAUGUUUCCAGCAAUCUCUCAAGAAUUAGCUCUUACUCAUCCUAAUAUUAUGCAUAUCUUUUGUGCAUUUACUGAUGAGGAAAGAAAGGAAUGCUUCUUAGUUAUGGAACUCAUGAACAGAGAUCUUUCCAGUCAUAUAAAAGAAAUUUGUGGACCAAGGAAGCGAAUUCCAUUUUCUCUUCCUGUUGCAGUUGACCUUAUGCUUCAGAUUGCAAGAGGAAUGGAAUAUCUCCACUCAAAAAAAAUCUAUCACGGAGAUUUGAAUCCUUCAAACAUUCUUGUAAAAUCCAGAAACAUCAAUACAGAUGGUUACUUGCAUGCAAAAGUUCGCACAUUUGGACUUCUCUCCUCUGUCAGCCUCCCUCAGAAAUCCAAUUCCAAUCAGAAUGGGCAGCUUCCAGUCAUCUGGUACGCUCCAGAGGUGCUAGCAGAUCAAGAACAAUCAGGCAAUGCUGAUAACUCCAAGUACACGGAGAAGGCAGAUGUGUAUAGUUUUGGGAUGAUUUGCUUUGAGCUUUUAACAGGGAAAGUCCCUUUUGAAGAUGGCCAUCUCCAAGGAGAUAAAAUGAGCAGAAACAUUAGAGCAGGGGAAAGACCACUAUUCCCAUUUCACUCGCCAAAAUAUUUGACGAAUUUGACAAAAAAGUGCUGGCACGAUGACCCAAACCAACGUCCAAGUUUUGCAUCCAUCUGCAGAAUUCUCCGGUACAUAAAGAGAUUCUUGUUGAUGAACCCUGAUCAUAGCCAGCCAGAAACCCCAGUGCCACUCGUGGAUUACAGUGAAAUUGAGACAGUGAUCUUGAGGAGCUUUCCUUCUUGGGCAGAAUCCAAUAUGUUGCCCAUAUCAGAGAUUCCCUUUCAGAUGUUUGUAUACAGGGUAGCAGAGAAGGAAAAAUCAAAUACAAGCCAGAGAGAAAAUUCUGAAUCAGGAAGUGAUGCUUCAGCAUGUGGGGAUGAAAGUGCAACUGUGGAUGAUCCAUUACCAUCACCCUCUGAAAGGAGGUCUUGUGCCUCUCCAGAAACUAUGAACAGGAGAAUGCUAUCGUCCAAAAAAUCAGCAGAUGUCAAACCCAUUAAACAGCCAGGGACACCAAAGGGUCGAGUAAGGCCCCCUCCUAUGUCUUCUUGUGGACGGACUAUGAGGAUGAAUUCAGAAAGCCAGUUAAUGGUAAUGAGUCCAAGACGGAGAGCAUCUGGUCACGUAUCAGAUUCAGAGCUCUCAUAGCCCUUUGUACGAGAGUAUACAAAUUAACCAGAAAUAUGCCCCGAAAGCAAACCAAAUGGAAGUGGCAUGCACAUCCACUCGCAGUUUCUGGGCAGAGUGGAGAAUCUAGGGAUAGUGCACAAAGUCAUGGUUUCUAUUACUCACAGUUUGCUGGUAUUAGAGACUUAGAGUGAAGUGAUUAAAUAGAAAUCUAAAAAAUUGCCAAAUGCAAAGACAAUGUUGCUAUGCACCGUCAGACCCGGAGACCGUAGAGGCUCCUACAAGACCUCAGUUGUGAAGCUAGAAGUUCUUUGUUUUAGCCAAAUUUUUUGAAGAUCAGUGUGACUAUACUAAGUUCCUCAUGUGAGGUACUCCAAGAUAAAAAUGUGAUGGAAGUCAUCUUUUUGGUGUUUGCUCUAGCAGGAUUCUGAAGUCUUGUUUUCCCCUGGAUUUCUGGUGGUUUCAUUCCUGAUAUGUAUCUCUUUGUGGGGAUUUGCCGGAUCAACAAGAUUAUGUGUAAAUGCCCUCGAGAUGUGUUCAUCAGAACCAAACAAUCACAAUCUAAAGUUAAGGCACCAUUGAU